Acipenser ruthenus (sterlet) is the source of this 7669-nucleotide messenger RNA. RefSeq names its product 1-phosphatidylinositol 4,5-bisphosphate phosphodiesterase eta-2. The transcript is spliced from 25 exons. The record is from RefSeq and is a predicted model, not a curated record. Lineage: Eukaryota; Metazoa; Chordata; Actinopteri; Acipenseriformes; Acipenseridae. Gene Ontology annotation, biological process: lipid metabolic process; phosphatidylinositol-mediated signaling. Gene Ontology annotation, molecular function: phosphatidylinositol-4,5-bisphosphate phospholipase C activity; calcium ion binding. The coding region runs from base 856 to 5655 and encodes 1599 amino acids.
CAUGAGGAGGUGGAGUCACUGCAAACUUUAGUUUACUUGUGACUUCUUGCAGAAUGAAAGCAGACACAGCGUGAAGACAACACACUUAACAAGGCAGGCUUGCUUUUCAGCUUUGCUGAGCUGGAAAAGAAAGUAAAGAACAGGUGUGCUAUGUGGGCUUCCCAGUCAGACAGGCUCCCUGGCUUCCAUUGACGUUGGCUGCAGGCCCAGCAGAACCCUGCUGCUUGCUCUUCAUGGCUUUCAAAGGGUUGCCAACGUGAUCGAGGACGAGACACGAAAAAAAGCAGCCUCUAACAGCUCUCCUUCCUUCGAAUUUCCCCUGAACCCUGAACCCACUAAUUUGUCUGAGGACGCUUGCUGUCAAGGAGAGCAUUCACCCUGCACUGGAAAUAAAAACUAGCAUGACUGAUUCUGUUUCAGUGUAACAUCAACUUAUUAUUAUUAUUAUUAUUAUUAUUAUUAUUAUUAUUAUUAUUAUUAUUAUUUUAAUGAGAUAUUAAAAAUAACAGGGUGUAAUAAUGAGGCUGUUGAAGCACAGGGUGAGAUUCUUGUCCUGUGAGAAAUAAACUUGAACUGUGAGCAACAAAAAAGGGGUUUUCUCUAUUUCUACAAACAAAGACAAAGCUUACUUGAACAUAUCUGAAGGAAACCGACAGUCCAAGAAAGGGAAUUCUAAGCUUUUUUUUUUGUUUGACUUUGAGCUACUCUUUAUUGGAAAACAAAAACCCAACUGAAGAAUCAGUACCUUAAUAAAAUAAUUGCGGGGAGUCCUGUAACGCUCAGAAAGGGCUCCAGCUUCUACGACACCCCUCUGUCUGGAUUCUUCCUGAAGGAAUAUCCUAGAUUGGGUUCAGGAUGAUGUCUGGGAGCGCAGCAAAGCUAAACUCGGAAUCAUGGAGUCAGAGGGAGCCUGGGAUCUCAAAGCCCACCAGUUUGCAACACAGAAAUUCCUUUCUAUCUGCAAACAUCAUUGCCGUGGUGGAAAGAUGCAUGGGCGCCAUGCAGACUGGCACUCAGAUGGUGAAGCUGAGAGGCAGCUCCAAGGGGUUGGUCCGCUUCUAUUUCCUGGAUGACCACAAAUCCUGCAUUCGCUGGCGGCCCUCCAGGAAAAAUGAAAAAGCCAAAAUUUCCAUAGAUUCAAUCCGGGAGGUGUGUGAAGGAAAGCAGUCUGAAAUCUUCCAGCGCUACUCCGAUGUGAGCUUCGAUCCCAACUGCUGCUUCAGUAUUUACUAUGGAGACCACAUGCAGUCUCUGGAUCUGGUAUCUUCCAGUGGGGAGGAAGCUAGGACGUGGAUCACCGGGCUUAAAUACCUGGUGGCUGGCAUCAGCGACGAGGACAGUCUGGCGAAGAGGCAGAGGACUCGAGACCAGUGGCUGAAGCAGACUUUUACAGAGGCCGACAAAAACGGUGACGGCAGCUUGAGUAUAAGUGAGGUCCUUCAGCUGAUACACAAACUCAACGUCAACCUGCCCAGACAGAAAGUCAAGCAGAUGUUUAAGGAAGCGGACACUGAUGACAAUCAAGGCACUCUGGGCUUUGAAGAGUUCUGCGCCUUUUACAAGAUGAUGUCAACGCGGAGAGAUCUCUACCUGCUCAUGAUCACCUAUAGCAACCACAAGGACCACAUGGACAGCGAUGACCUCAUCCGAUUCCUGGAGAUCGAACAGAAGAUGGCUAACGUGACGAGGGAACAUUGCAUCGAAAUUGUGAACAAGUUCGAACCUUGCUCGGAAAACCAAAAACAGGGUGUCCUGGGAAUUGACGGCUUCACCAACUACAUGCGCAGUCCAGCCGGAGAUAUUUUCAACCCUGAGCAGUAUGAAGUGAACCAGGACAUGAGUCAGCCCUUGUGUAACUACUUCAUCUCAUCCUCUCACAACACCUACCUGAUGGGGGACCAGCUCAUGUCCCAGUCCAGGGUAGACAUGUAUGCCUGGGUACUGCAGGCAGGCUGUCGCUGUGUGGAAGUUGACUGCUGGGACGGCCCGGAUGGGGAACCGAUUGUCCAUCAUGGUUACACUCUGACCUCCAAAAUCCUGUUUAGAGACGUCAUUGAGACCAUCAACAAGAACGCCUUCGUAAAAAACCAAUACCCAGUGAUCCUGUCUCUAGAGAACCACUGCAGCGUGCCACAGCAGAAGAAGAUGGCCCAGUAUCUGGUGGAGGUGAUGGGGGACAAGCUGGAUUUGUCCUCUGUGAAUAUGGAGGAAUCGGGACGCCUACCUUCCCCGGAGGAACUGAAAGGAAAGAUUCUAGUCAAGGGAAAGAAGCUCCCUGCAAACAUCGACGAGGACGUGGAGGAGGGAGAUGUGUCUGACGAAGACAGCGCUGAUGAGAUCGAGGACGACUGCAAGCUCAUGAACGGAGAUACCUCUGUGAACAGGAAACAGGUGGAGAAUGUGUCAAAAAAGAAACUCGACUCCCUGAUGAAGGAGUCAAAAAUCCGGGACUGUGAGGACCCAGACAGCUUCGUCAUCGCCACCCUGCCAUCCUCAGGAAAGCCUAGCGAGAAAGCAGGCCUGAAAAAGCACAGAAGUAGUCCUGCAGCCGGGGACAAACACUUGGAUAAAGGUGAGGAUGGAGCAGACCCUGCCGAGGACACGAACCCCAACGCUAACAAGAGACAGAGCCGCUCGUUCAUGGGGAACUUCUCCAAGCGCAAGAAAAAAACAGCGAAGCUGAAGAAAGCGUCCAGUUUCGAGGACGACGAUGAUGACCAGGAGAAUUCUGGGACCACUCCCAGGGGGGCCAUGUACCACGGCAGGAUAAGCCGGCAGAAGAAGACCAUGAAGCUUUGCAGAGCUCUCUCGGAUCUUGUCAAAUACACCAAGUCUGUCGGCGUCCAUGACAUUGAGUCGCAAGCGGCCUCCAGCAGCUGGCAGGUUUCAUCCCUCAGCGAGACGAAGGCCCACCAGAUCAUGCAGCAGAAACCCAGCCAGUUCAUUCACUUCAACCAGAGGCAGCUCUCCCGCAUCUACCCCUCCUCCUACCGCGUCGACUCCAGCAACUACAACCCCCAGCCCUUCUGGAACGCUGGCUGCCACCUCGUUGCAUUGAACUACCAGUCAGAGGGAAGAGUGCUGCAGCUGAACCGGGCCAAGUUUUAUACCAAUGGGAACUGUGGAUACGUCCUCAAACCCAAAUGCAUGUGUGAAGGUGCUUUCAACCCAGUACUAGAGGACCCCCUGCCAGGGCAGUUGAAGAAGCAGCUGGUCCUGAGGAUCAUUAGUGGACAGCAGCUACCCAAACCAAAAGACUCCAUGCUGGGUGAUAGGGGGGAGAUUAUUGAUCCUUUCGUUGAGGUGGAAAUAAUAGGAUUACCAGCCGAUUGCUGCAAGGAGCAGACCAGAGUAGUUGAUGACAAUGGCUUCAACCCCAUGUGGGAGGAGACUCUAGUCUUCACUUUGCACAUGCCUGAGAUCGCACUGAUCCGCUUCCUCGUGUGGGACCACGACCCUAUUGGCCGGGAUUUUAUAGGACAGCGAACGAUAGCCUUCACCAGCAUGAUGUCAGGUUAUCGGCACGUGUAUUUGGAAGGUAUGGAGGAGGCUUCCAUCUUCGUUCAUAUAGCUGUGAAUGACAUCACUGGUAAGUGGACCCCUCUUUGUCCAAACGCUACUUUUAGAGGCAGGAAAUUUUUAGGAGCCUUGAAGGUCCGACAAGCUAUCGGCAUAAAAGGGCUGUUUCACAGAAACCCAAAACAGGCUUCUCUCGACAGCCAUGCUGCUGCGCAGCUCAGUCGUAAGCACAUGUUUGGGGCCCACCUGUUGCGCAGGACAGCCAGCGCCCCAGCCAAGAGCCAGAAAAAAAUCAAGAAGGGCUUUCCGGAGAUCUCCAUCGACGCCAAAGACUACAGCUCUGAGGGUGCCAGUGAGGACAGGGAAUCUGAGGACCCCUCUCAGCCUCGCUUCAACCGCGAGUCGGACAACGCCACACCAGAGCCAACGCCAACGCCAGCCCAGGACAGUGCCAACGGGGAACUGCAUCCGGAGGACCUGAAAGACAAAACAAAUUCAUUACAAAGACCAGUCUCUCCUUCGCACACCCUGGAAACCAUUGCUGAAGAGACUUCCAAUACUGAAGACAAAACUUCCAUUUCUCCUCAUCCCGUAUCUCCAUACUGUGCUGGAGAAGGGGCCCCUUUGCAGCUCGGUCUCGCCAAAACUGCUGCUUCUGCAUGUUAUUCAGCAACGGGACCUGCAAACUCAUCUCUGUUGCUGCAGGGCAAAACCUCCUGCUUGGAUAAAGACCAGGAUGGUGCAAGAACAAUGGGGGUAGUAGCCCCAUGCAGGGAUAUCCAUGAAGACCAGAAAGAUUCAAAACUUAAAACUUCAACAAAUGACAUUAACAAGCAUGCUUCAUCGCCACAUACUAAAGACACUGAACGGUCAGCACAGUUCAGUUCUGUGCAGUUGAACGGCCAUGGUCUUAAAUCUAAUGCAACAAGCACAGCUAAAUGUGCAUCCGAGGCUGGAUCCAACCAAAACUCAAAUCAGAUCCUGGGAGCGUCGAGUACUGUGUCCAUGACCAACACCUCCCAAAGAGCGCAGGCUUUGAAAGUGUUGUUUGGCACGGAGAAACCUCAGGCAUCCCUGGCUGGACCACGCAUGUUGGUGCGCAGGUCGAAAAGCGAGGGGCAUGUCAAAGCAGCGGCAACUGGCAGCAACCCGUCUCCAGUGCCAGAGGUCUACACCGACGUCACCAUGAACGACAGGCUUUGGAGUAAAUUAGAUAGCAGCAGCCACAGGGACAGUGUGUCGUCUUCCUCCAGCAUAUCCUCCACUGACACUGUGAUUGACCUGUCGUUGCCUAACUUGGCCCGGAAGAGCCUGUCAGACCUGAACAGCUCCCAGGAGGAGUCUUCUUUGGAUGCCUUUUUGGGCAACAAAAGUAUCCGUCCACGGUCUGCGACCUCUGGGUGUGAAAUCCAAAGGGUUAGCAAAAGCAAGUCUAACCCUAACCUAAGGAUUGAGGUGGAAUCUGAAAUCAAAGACGAGAUCCAGCCAAGACCUUUAGUGAAGGCAUCUCCAGACAACUGUCGAAUGAUGCAGAGGAGACACACGUGGAGCCGGCUCUAUAUGGAAAGUCUCAAGCAGUCGUCUCCAGCCAAGAAGUCUACAGCACCGGCCAUCAAGGAAAUGGACAGUCUCUCCAAAUCCAAGAGCCUGGGGGAUCUCACAUCGGACGACAUUGCGUCGAACUUUGAGGGCAAGUACAGGAGCAUCAGCAGGAGCUUUGUCACCAGGUCCAUGAGGGAUCGACGGAAGCCUCCUCAGAAAACCCCGGACGACUUGACAGAGCAGCUGAAGAGGCUGACUGCGGUGGAGCCCUUAACCUCCAGCGACUUCACUCCUUCAAAACCUGCAGAGCUGGAGGAGGACUUCUAUCUUCUGAGACGAUCGUCUUCCAGGAGCCAGAGCAGGGUGCGCUACAUUGCGAACAGGGCCAAGCAAGCGCAGGAGAGGCAGCGGCUCCAAGGUGUGUCUCAGAGGAAUGGCAGUCCGAUCGAGGAGCGAGGGAACCCCGAGGGGUCGUGCUGCGUCAACAAGAGCGUCUGCACUGACUCGGACCUCCUCGGCCAGCUCCCCCCCUCACCGCAGGGCCAGGAUUUACCAAGCCCUGAGACCGAGGUGUUUUUUAUGCUGAAGCUUUAGAGUCUUUGGGAGAAUGCUCAACAAAGCUGUUGUUUCACAAGGUUCCAAAAAAACAGGCUAACCUGGUUUUAUGCCAUUCAGAUUUUUAAACGUAAUGGGUACAUUUUUAUUUGAUAUAUAUGUAUUUAAUUUUUUUUUAGCAUUCAACCCAUGUUUGACACGUAUGUAUACAAAACCUAGUAUUUGACUUGUUAAAUGAAACAUUGGAUAUAUCUGAAUUACUUUUAAUUGUGUUAAUCCCCAACCUCGUCCAUGCCUUUCCCAACAUGUUUUGAAGACAAUGUAUAUGAAAACAUAGUAUAGGAUCGAUAAGUUUAAAGAUUAAGUAGAAAAGGCUUGUUAUUUGGUUGAACUCUUUACAAAGCCUUUUAAACACAUUUGGGGUAAAGGAAAAUAAACGUUCCACUGAAAUGAAUGUGUGUCACUUGUGUAAACACUUUAAACACUCAUAAUGGACCUUGUUCAUAAACUCUUGUUACAUCACACUCCACCAUACACUCCACCAUAGAAACAACCUGGAUUCUGUAGUGCUUAGUAAUAAUAAUAAUAAUAAUAAUAUUAAUAAUAAUAAUAAUAAUAUAUAACUUAAGUAAGCAUGUUGAAUUCUGUGUGUUUCCUUCUGUACAGGCCAUUUAAAAGGCAAUAAAAAAGGGAAAUCAAGUAAAUGCUUUUUGUGUUGGGUUGCAUUUAACCAGCUUGACUGUCCCAAUAGAAAUAGUGACGGUAUGGCUGUUCUGGUCUUGGGGGUUGAUGUUGAUCAAGCCAUACAGGCAGGAUUGGCUACAUCUGAUCAAUCCCAUUGGUUAAUGAAAUGGCCCUCUUUGUACCUUGUGUUUUUAAGUAGUUGUGUCUAACACAUGGACUCGUCUCUAACAUGUGGAUGACUAGGUUACCUCCCUGUUUACCAGACCUCAUAACAAACAGACCUACCUGAAAUAUUCUUCUAGACUAACUUUUGAAGGCACAACUGUAGGAGUUGUAAUAAUAAUAAUAAUAACAAUGUAAUUACCAUUAGUUUUAGACCAGAUCAAUCCUUUACAACUAAUGUGCCGUCACUUAUGUCUUAUUAUUGUUGACUUUUUAUAUAAUUAAAAAAAAUGUAAUAAUACAAUUUAAAUAAGAGAACAAAAAAAAAUCUAAGUAAAUAUGUAUGUGUAUAUAAAUGUAUUGCACAUUAUUAACUUUAUAAAAUCUAAUCCGGUCACCGUUAUUCAAAUAAUAAGUGUCAGUUUGAAUUUUGAAUGACGCGGCCUCCCUUCAGAAUGUGUUUACAACGCAUGCAACCGCAGAGCAGCUAGACUGUACAGUAUCGGAUUAACAGCAUGUGUUUUUGUAUUGGGAUGACUGUCCUCUUUAAACCAGUGGGUUCUAUUAGAAAAGUUACGACCUAAAUGUUUUCAUAUUGCAUUGUAAAUUAUCCUAGAUGUGCCACCAUCCCAGACUAAGUAUAACUGGAAAACAUGCAUGGUACUAAUCUGUCUCAAGUUUAAGUGUAAUUUCCAGGUUUUUUUUUUAUAUAACUUGGCUGAAAACACAAAAGCAAUGACUUGUUUCAGUCCUACAUGCCAUCCAGCUGUCUCUGAUAUUGUAGUAGACGUUUUGUCAUUUUUAGAUUGGUAUUUUUAUGAGAACAAGAUGCUGCGAAGAGCACCUAUCUUAAUUUUUACUGUCCGCACUGCCAUGCCAGUUUUCAGUAUGAUGUUUUAGAAAAUGUAAAUUUAGGUACUGUAAUUAGAAAUCAUAAAUAUAUAUAUAUAAAUACUGUUUUUUUGUUUCCUUUUUUUUUUUUUUUUUUUUUUUUAGGUCCAUUUGUCAUUUUGUAUCAUCUUCAUGUUAAAAUAUUUUAUAUGUAAAUUUACUUCAUAAAAAAAACUGUAUUUGUAUAAAAAGAAAGAAAAAAGUUAUUACAGUACAAACAGGACUUGCAAAAAAAAGUUUUUUUCUGUGCAUCAGAACUUUUGAUCACUUUAUGUAAAUCGACACUAAUUAAAUAAAAGUAUUUAAUCUUUACAAA